UUUGGGUUUUUGUUGCCUCCUAAAGCAGCAGUGCCCAAGAAGCUGCCAUGUACUUAUCACCCUCUCUGAUGCUCGUGAUUUUCCUUGGCCUCCUGCCGCAUCAUGGAUUGGGAGGGCAACCAGUGACUACAACCGAUCCAAGAAACCAUAUUGAAAAUUCCAUCUCGGAUUCCAGCCUCGCUUCUCUCCACACUUUGCUCACUUCCAUCUCUUCCAAUUCCACCCAGUUGCCUGAAAAGGUUUCUUGCAGCAACUUAAUGCCAGAUACCUUUGAACAUUUUGACAGCGUGCCUCGACCAGCCCAGAUUAUGAUUCAAGCUAUCCUGGUGCUUGCCUUGCAAAAUGCAGGCUGCAGCCACCAUGCCAAAAUGCUUGGGCUAGGGCUGUACCAGCAACUGGGGCAGAAAGAUGCUAGUGGUCUCUUGUUGACAAUGAUAAAGAUCCUGGACACAGCUAAACCUACAGCUAAACCUACAAGCUUUGCUGCCCUACAGUUCAAUUUGGACCAGUUAGCCCUGAAACAAGCCUCACAUUGCCAAGGCCUGAUGCAGGUCGAUAGAGCUCUCCUGCAUGGCGAGGUGUACCGUGAAUAUAAGUGGUUUCCAACAGCUGCUGCAGCCUGUCACCAUUUGGGGAAUGUUUGUGGAGGAGUUAUCACCAAUGGCAGCAGUCCCUUCCAAGUGGUGCUUAGAAAUGGCAGCUACUUCUGGCCAGAGCAAGGUUCUCAUUCCUGGCUUCAUCAGUGCCCGAUGCAGGCACGCAUGCGACGUUCAUCACCAGAACACUGUGUAAAUGCAACGGAGCAAAUGGUAAACAAGAUUUUGGGGUUCAUACCUGGUGUCAGCACUCUAUAUAACUUUGGAAGCAGCAUAUACUACUAUACUCAAGACUGCAUUGACUUGGCCAAGAAGCGUGCUCAAGAUGGGGCCAUAGAUCUGGGUUUUGAUACCUUGGUUGCUCUCACUGGGGGGGCUGCAACUCCCCUUAGGAUGGGGUUUGCUACGGCAGUGAAACCACUGUUCAAAACAGGUGUAGAGGCUGUAAUUGUCAAUUUUCAAAAGGAAGAGCAACCACCGAGUCCAGUCCCCAUCAACUUCUCUGACUCAGAUAUCGCAUGUUAAUCUAGGCAUCCUCAAACUUGGCACUGCUACAAUCACCUCAAAUAAUAAAUGAGUACGUACAACCCAUCCAAUAAAAUUUCCAAUUUGAUUCUGUUGGAGUUAAGUCUGAGCAAGAAAUAAAUGUAUCGCUUAAAUGAUUAAAUUUUAAUCUAUAUAAUGAUUACCAUGAUUCUUGAACUUGAUAGGUUCAGGCAAUUAACCGAGGACCAGAACAGGGUCCAAAGAUUGAUAUCUGACAGCUCUAAAGCUUUCCAGGUUUUUUUUUAAAGAAAACCCUGAUGCUUUUCAUUUACAUUUCCCCCCCAGUCCUCAGCCCCCCCCCCCAAGUGGAAAUGUCACAACCCAAAGUUUGAGAACUCUUGAUUGAAGCUAUUAAAAAUUAUAUCAGUAUUUUUAAAAUACAUGCUGGCGUUUUAAGUGACAGAAAAUGGCGGAUGCUUUGCUCUUUUCUUUUUCCACAUCAGCGGCUUUUAGAUGCCCAGUUUCAUAGGAUGAUUUUUUUUACAAAACAUUGUGUCAGAGACAGCUGGGCAUAGAGGAUUUACUUUUUGUAGUUGGAUGGUCCAGAGAAUCCUCAGAGGGACAUGUAAUGAACACCCAAGCAGAAUUUUGUAGAACUGACUAUUCUUUGUCCUACUCUUAUUGUCAUCUCUGGUCUGCUGGUUCCUUCUUGUAUCCAUGUCUUCUUUACUAAUUUGCUUUUUCUCCCCUCAUUUUAUCUAUCAAUUGUAUUUACAAUAAUCAUAAAUGGUUUUAUUUAUUAUGUAAUAUAACAUUACACAAUAAAGCUGUUUAGAACU
Molecule: messenger RNA, 1921 nt
Organism: Notechis scutatus (mainland tiger snake)
Lineage: Eukaryota; Metazoa; Chordata; Lepidosauria; Squamata; Elapidae
Source: RefSeq, a predicted model, not a curated record